This is a messenger RNA of Haliotis rubra (blacklip abalone), 2937 nucleotides long. RefSeq lists its product as uncharacterized. Lineage: Eukaryota; Metazoa; Mollusca; Gastropoda; Lepetellida; Haliotidae. The record is from RefSeq and is a predicted model, not a curated record. The transcript is spliced from 15 exons. Bases 1 to 2937 code for a protein of 978 amino acids.
AUGCUCCCACACCUUGAGGAGCACCCAGUGUAUACCCUGUUACCCACCGUGGACCCAGACGGUGAGGAGUAUUCAGUUGAUAUUUUGUCACCAACCGUGCUUCCAGACCUUGAGGAGUACCCAGUGUAUACACUGUCAUCCACCAUGCUCACAGACAACCUUGAGGAGUCCCCAGUGUAUACCCUGUCAUCCACCGUGCUCCUAGAUCGUGAGGAGUACCCAGUGUAUACCCGGUCUCACACCGUGCUCCCAGACUGCGAGGAGUACCAAGUAUAUACCCUGUCAUUCACCGUGCACCCAGACAACCUUGAGGAGUCCCCAGUGUAUACCCUGUCAUCCACCGUGCUCCUAGAUCGUGAGGAGUACCCAGUGUAUACCCGGUCUCACACCGUGCUCCCAGACUGCGAGGAGUACCAAGUAUAUACCCUGUCAUUCACCGUGCACCCAGACAACCUUGAGGAGUCCCCAGUGUAUACCCUGUCAUCCACCGUGCUCCUAGAUCGUGAGGAGUACCCAGUGUAUACCCGGUCUCACACCGUGCUCCCCAGACUGCGAGGGAGUACCAAGUAUAUACCCUGUCAUUCACCGUGCACCCAGACAACAAGACUCCCAGACCGUAAGGAAUGCCGAGUUUGUACCCUGUCACCCACCGUGUUCCCAGCCCGUGAGGAGUCCCCAGUGUAUACCCUGUCACCAAUGGUGCUCCCAGACCGUGAGGAGUACCCAGUGUAUACCCUGUCAUCCACCGUGCUCCCAGGCUACCGUGAGGAGUACCCAGUGUAUACCCUGUCAUUCACCGUGUUCCUAGACCGUGAGGAAUCCACAGCGUAUACCCUGUCAUCCACCGUGUUCCCAGAUCGUGAGGAAUACCCAGUGUAUACUCUGUCAUCCACCAUGCUCACAGACCACCGUGAGGAGUGCCCAGUGUGUACCCUGUUACCAACCGUGCUCCCAGACCGUGAGGAAUACCAAGUGUAUACCCUGACAACCACCGUGCUCCCAAAAAGUGAGGAGGACCCAGUGUAUACCCUGUCAUCCACCAUGAUCGCAGACCGUGAGGAUUACCCAGUGUAUACCCUGUCACCCACCGUGCUCCCAGACAAACGUGAGAAAUACCGAUUGUGUACUCUGUCACCCAACGUGCUCCUUGACCGUAAGCAGUCCCCAGUGUUCACCCUGACAUCCACCGUGCUCCCAGACCACCGUGAGGAGUGCCCAGGGUAUACCCUGUUACCAACCGUGCUCCCAGACCGUGAGGAAUACCAAGUGUAUACCCUGUCAACCACCGUGCUCCCAAAAAGUGAGGAGUACCCAGUGUAUACCCUGUCAUCCACCAUGAUCACAGACCGUGAGGAAUACCCAGUGUAUACCCUGUCACCCACCGUGCUCCCAGACAGUGAAGACUACUCAGUGUAUACGCUGUCACCCAUCUUGCUCCUAGACCACCAUGAGGAAUCUCCAGCGGAUACCCUGUCAUCCACCGUGUUCCCGGACCACCGUGAGAAAUACCGAUUGUGUACUCUGUCACCCAUCGUGCUCCUUGACCGUAAGCAGUCCCCAGUGAACACCCUGACAUCCACCGUGCUCCCAGACCGCGAGGUAUGCUGUCACCCACCGUACUCCCAGAUCGUGAGGAAUAACCAGUACCGUGAGGAGUGCCCAGGGUAUACCCUGUUACCAACCGUGCUCCCAGACCGUGAGGAAUACCAAGUGUAUACCCUGUCAACCACCGUGCUCCCAAAAAGUGAGGAGUACCCAGUGUAUACCCUGUCAUCCACCAUGAUCGCAGACCGUGAGGAAUACCCAGUGUAUGCCCUGUCACCUACCUUGCUCCUAGACCUCCGUGAGGAGCCCCAAGUGUAUACCCUAUCAUCCACCGUGCUCUCAGACCAUGAGGAAUCUCCAGCGUAUACCCUGUCAUCCACCGUGUUCCCGGACCGUGAGGAGUACCCAACAAGACUCCCAGACCGUAAGGAAUGCCGAGUUUGUACCCUGUCACGCACCGUGUUCCCAGCCCGUGAGGAGUCCCUAGUGUAUAAUCUGUCAUCCACCAUGCUCCCAGGCCAUGAAAAAUACACAGUGUGUACCUUGUCAACCACCGUGCUCCCAGACUGUGAGGUGUACAAAGUGUAUACCCUCUCACCCACCGUUCUCCAAGAGCACGAGGAGUCCACCGUGUAUACCUUGUCAUCCACCCUUAUCCCAGACCGUGAGAAGUCCCCAGUGUAUACCCUGUCACCCACCGUGCUCCCAGACCGUAAUGAGUCACCAGUGUAUACCCUGUCAUUCACCGUGGUUCCAGACCAUGACGAGUACCCAGUAUAUACCCUAUCACACACAGUGAUCCGAGACCGUGAGGAGUACCCAGUGUGUACCCUGUCAACCACCGUGCUCCCAGACCGUGAGGAGUACCCAGUGUAUUACCUGUCACCCACCGUGAUCCCAGACCAGCAUGAGGAGUACCCAGUGUAUACCCUGUCAUCAACCAUUAUCCCUGACCGUGAGGAGUCCCCAGUGUACACCCUGUCAUCCACCUUCCUCCCAGACCGUGAGGUAUACCCAGUGUGUACCCUGUCAACCACCCUGCUCCCAGACCGUGAGGAGUACCCAGCGUAUACCCUGUCAUCCACCGUUCUCCUAGAGCGUGAGGAGUACCCAGUGUUUACCCUGUCAUCCACCGUGCUCCCAGACCGUGAUGAGUACCCAGUGUUUACCCUGUCAUCCACCGUGCUCCCAGACAGUGAGGAAUACCCAAGGUAUACCCUGUCAUCAACUGUGCUCCCACACCGUGAGGAGCACCUAGUGUAUACUCUGUCACCCACCAUACUCCGAGACCGUGAGGAAUGCCAAGUUUGUACCCUGUCACCCACCGUGCUCCUAGACCGUGACGAAUAUCCAGUGUAUACUCUGUCAUCUACCCUGCUCCCUGACCGUUAG